AUGGACCGAGAGAAGGUGUGUCGACUCGCUAAGCAGCUCUUUCAGCUUGACGGGAUCGAGCGACUAGAUGUGGUCAAGCACCUUGACAAAGAUAACGCCUUCAGUCGUGCUGUUGGAGAAGAGUACCUCAAAUUCUUUGACUUCACUGGGCAAACUCUGGAUCAAGCCCUGAGGUCUUUUCUUAAAGUCGUCAUCCUGAUUGGAGAGACGCAGGAGCGUGAACGGGUGCUGCAACAUUUCGCUGGUCGCUUCCAUCAGUGCAACCCGGAGUCCUUCUCUUCAGCAGGAGCCGCGCUUGGCAUCACAUGUGCUCUGAUGCUCCUCAACACGGACCUACAUGGACAGAACGUAGGGAAAGCCAUGUCCUCGUCCAAGUUUGUGUCCAACCUGGAGGGCAUGAACGAUGGUGAAAACUUCAGCAGAGAUCUGCUGAAAAGUCUUUACAACUCAAUCAAAAGCGAGCCACUGCAAUGGGCUGUUGAUGAGGAGGAGCUGACUUCGGCAUUGACGGAAGAGGUGGAUGCGCCGCUGCGCUCUAAGAGCAACCCCUUCCAGGACGUCCCCCAUGACAAGGCCGCCCCCGUGGUCAAGCAGGGCUUCAUCCAGAGGAAGCUCUACGCUGAUAUCGAUGGAAAGCGCACUCCUUGGGGGAAGAGGCGCUGGAAAACCUUCUAUGGUGUGCUGAAAGGAAUGGUCCUUUACUUACAGAAGGAUAACACGAGGAGGGAGCAGCAAACCAACGAGGAGGUGGUUAGCGUCCAUCACUCGCUGGCCGAGCCGGCAGCUGACUACACCAAGAAGCCACAUGUAUUCCGUUUGCAGACUGCCGACUGGAGAGUUUUCCUGUUCCAAGCGUCAUCCAAAAUGGAGAUGACCUCAUGGAUCAACCGCAUUAACUUGGUGUCGGCGCUUCACUCCUCCCCCCCGUUUCCCGCUGCCGUUGGUUCCCAGCGGAGGUUUUGCAGACCCAUCCUGCCUGCCUCACAGUCCGCCCACACUCUGGAGCGUCAACUGCAGUCUCAUGCAGGAAUGCUGGAGUCCUUCAAGACAGAUUUAUCGCACCUCCAGAAGCACUUACCGGGUGGCAAAAAAGCUCGAGGGAAAGAGAUGGAAGAGCACCGCACGAGGGCCGAGUACCUGCACCAUGAGAUAUUUCGUUACGAGAGCUACAUGCAAGUACUGGAAGCCUGGAAGAGCGUGGAGAAGACUGGUGAUGGCGCUUUGAUUGCCGCCGCCCUUGGCUUGUUCGACAAAGCUAUGUGCGCAUCCCCAGUGACCGAGGAGGACGACAGCGACGAAGGCCACUUGACAAAGUCCCACUCCAGCCCUUCCCUGGAGCUGGAGAUGGCACCGCAAAGCACCGUCAAGAUUAAACGCAACGUCUCUGAAAGAUGGACUUACCGGAGGGCGGCGCCUCGGUUGAAUAAGGAGGGCAAGACGGAAAUUUAG
Molecule: messenger RNA, 1449 nt
Organism: Nerophis lumbriciformis (worm pipefish)
Lineage: Eukaryota; Metazoa; Chordata; Actinopteri; Syngnathiformes; Syngnathidae
Source: RefSeq, a predicted model, not a curated record